This is a messenger RNA of Penicillium chermesinum, 393 nucleotides long. RefSeq lists its product as uncharacterized. Bases 1 to 393 code for a protein of 130 amino acids. Lineage: Eukaryota; Fungi; Ascomycota; Eurotiomycetes; Eurotiales; Aspergillaceae. The transcript has a single exon. The record is from RefSeq and is a predicted model, not a curated record.
AUGGUGCCCGACAUUUUAAACCCCGAGAGCACAGGCCAAUCAGAGGCCCAGGUAGGUCCGCUCUCCUGCUCUCGGAGCUUCCAUAUGCUGUUCUUUGUUCUUUGUUUCUCUCUUCUUUUUUCUUCCUCGCUGGGGAUCUGGGAUGGUUACACAGUCCAGGGAAAAGAACAGAGGAUGAGAGAACCAUGGAACGAUCAUUACCAUGAACCUUGGGAAGAUUUCAAUACGGACCACGUGAUGAUGCUUGGGCCUCGCCACGCAGGGCCCGACAGUCAGGAAGCAGUGGCGGGAUGCGAGACCGUUCGGUCCACUUGGGCUCUUGGGAGCCUGGGGCUUUCCCGCACUUACCAGACCACCAUGCUCUCCUGCUUUUUGAAUGUCUUGGAUCAAUGA